Molecule: messenger RNA, 2817 nt
Organism: Lingula anatina
Lineage: Eukaryota; Metazoa; Brachiopoda; Lingulata; Lingulida; Lingulidae
Product: chordin-like protein 2
Biological process (GO): cell differentiation; negative regulation of BMP signaling pathway
Molecular function (GO): BMP binding
Source: RefSeq, a predicted model, not a curated record
AGAAGUAGAAUGUGAGACAGUGGACUGCCCGAAGAUGGACUGCUUUAAUGUUAUCCAGAGGCCGGGGCAAUGCUGUCCGACAUGCUUAGACGACCUUCCUCCAGACGUCAGCAAGAAAGAGGAGCGAGAGAACGAGAGGCUGUACCAAGACUGUUCCCACCACGGUAUACAGUACCAGCACGGGGCGGUGUUUGCCUCCAAUAAGACGGCACUGAAACCGACACAAGACAACCAGUGUGUGCAGUGCACGUGCGCGGACGGGGAUGUGCUGUGCCGUUUAAAGACCUGCCUCCCUCUGCCGUGUACAAAACUCAUCUACAUCAAAGAAGACUGCUGUCCAGUAUGUGAGGACGUGAGUGAGCUGGCGGGCACCCUGGACAAGAGCUACCCGUCUAACGUCCUCAAGCACGGCGAGACGGUCAGCAAAGUGGCACUGGGAGAGUCCAGUUACAGUAGAAACUCUGACUGUCAAUCAGGUGGGCGUGCCUACAGGAACGGUGAGUCGUGGCAUCCUGUGGUUGGUCCAUUUGGGAAAAUGAAGUGUGUGCUGUGCACGUGCGAGCGGGGUCACGUAUCCUGCAGGCGCCCCAUUUGCGAACCCGAGGAGAAUCUAACGUGUUCCGACCCCGUGAAACCGGCGGGAGAGUGUUGUAAACGGUGCCUCAAUGACGCAGACAACUCCACGACUAAAGAGAGCACCUACGCGUUCCAGCUCCCCACCAACAGUCCCCGUCUGUGCGCGCCCCCUGGUGUGGAGUACCUAGUUUACGAACUCUCCUCGCAGUUAGAGUAUAGGAUAAUCUUUAGGGACGACAAGAAACAGAGGAUUGACCAGCUUAGGUGGCGGUUACAGUCAGAUUCCUUAAGUACUUUCUAUAGAGAACGCCUAAACACACAGGACUUGGAGAUGUUACUCAAAGAAAAGGAAGACAAAAAGGCGUCACUUUCAGUUUUAGGCGCUUCUAUAAAUAAAUAUGUAUCACGAUUUAAACGCAGAGUGUAUAAAUAUAUGCAGCAUUGCGGGGACCUAUGUCAGCUCUCGACAAUCAAUAAACUGAAGAAAAAACUCAAGCUUCAACCGCCUGUGUACAGUGACGACUGCUAGUUGCCAAAGUCAUCAACUAAUGUUUUCAUGAUCAGAUUGACUGUUGUACAGCAAUGUGAAACUUCACGACUCCUGUGCGUUGUGAAAGAACUGCGUUGGCGCUUGCGUGCACCUGGAAAGAACUUGUGCAUAAGCACGUGCGCACGGGGAAAUGUUCGAACGCUAAAAACACGAUGGCCUGCAUUGUGAUUUAGGGUGGUCCGUUAAAGUCAUUGUGCAUCACUAAUGACGAGUAGAUUUCAGAUGGCAAUAUCUAUUAUAGACCAAGCGCUGACAAAGCCACACCCGCAGGGGGCGUGUCCUGAGUUGUUACCGCCCCCAGAGCCACGCCCCUAAGGUCAAAACAAGUGCAAUUUGUAGCAGGCUGUCAAUACACGAAAAACUGACAUUGUUUGUUACAAACGUGAGCUUCAGUCUGUCAAAACGAAAGCGAUUUUAAAGAAUGAGCGGUUAAAGACGAAACUGCGGCAGGUACAUAGUGAACUUUGGGAACGAAGAGAACGGUGUCGUCUGCGUCAUGUCGAAGAAGGAGGUAUUUCGUACCGAAUAGAUAACAUUUCAAGAUUCUGCGCUGUAGAAUUAUCGGUGAAAAACUCUUCAUGGAUAAUGAAAACACACAUCAAAUCAUUGGUCAUGGAUAUUACUGACUUCAACCCGAACCAUCGUGGAAGCAAAAUCUAGUAGUCAAAGUAAGAUUCCAAUGGAAAUGUGCAAGACAACGCUGAUAUUAAUACAAUUUUUGUAAUACUACAAAAACUGCCUUAACAAAUACUUUGUAGAUAUUCCACGAGUGUUUGGCAGGAUCCUGUCUAAGAUCGGUGGCAGUUAAAUCAUGUGCUCGAAAUUAUUCGGUGUGUGUCGGGCCACGGGAGGGUGUUUGGUGGCCCAUGAAAAAAGUGGCAUGCAAGUAGUGCUACUUUAUAUGAGUGUCCAAAAAACAGACCACAUUAAGGGGUGGCACUGCUGGAAUGAGGUUCCCAACGCAGAAAAUGGACCGUUUUCGUAUUUACUAUUAUGCCAGUUCACGUGUAUAUCGCUUGUGAAAAAAACACUUCCCGCUUACUCCCGCCAGUGUAUAUUGUACUGUAUAGUCUACAGGAGAAUAUAUUCAUGGCAUUGCGAAUCGCAGGAGGGUUUACACACUGAGAAGUGGUUCGCACCAAAAGCGAACCGCGAUAACUGCCGAGUCAGCAAACUGCGGCGUCAUCACACAUAAGGGCUCACGUGUUCAAAAAUAAUUAAAACAUUUGAUUCUGUUCGUUGUGGGACCUGCUGAAAAAAAUAAUUAACUCAUUGAAUUAUAUUUUUCCCGUGCCCUUUUCACUAGCAGAAAGUGUGUAAACCCGACUUUUAUUGCUUAAUUUGUAAACCAACUAUUAACUGCACUUUCACACAGGAUGAAUAUGGUCCACAUAAUAGGCUAUUGGGUUCAUUCUACAAAAUGUGAGAAAUGGAUAGAUAUUGUAUUUUUACACAAAGAGCUAUUUCUUUUCAGUCAACUAUGGCACGUUUAGAUCAAGGUGCAGUGAAAUAUUCAUUUAAAAUAAAAACACCUUUUUAAGUCUUCUUGUGAAGCUAGGGCCAAAGGUGCAAUUAUAUCAGCCCAUCUUAUGAAAGGUAAUACUUAGAAUACUUAUUUAUAUUAUACAGAACUUUAUUACAUUUGGGGCUUUAAUUAUGUAUACAUUGUAAAUAAAAUAUUUAUCGGUCUU